This is a messenger RNA of Micropterus salmoides (largemouth bass), 5908 nucleotides long. Its product is annotated as NMDA receptor synaptonuclear signaling and neuronal migration factor. The record is from RefSeq and is a predicted model, not a curated record. Gene Ontology annotation, biological process: regulation of neuronal synaptic plasticity; positive regulation of neuron migration. The transcript is spliced from 16 exons. Lineage: Eukaryota; Metazoa; Chordata; Actinopteri; Centrarchiformes; Centrarchidae. Bases 311 to 2305 code for a protein of 664 amino acids. Gene Ontology annotation, cellular component: cytoplasm; nucleus.
GAGAGAGAGAGACGUCUGUGUAUUUUCAGCCACACGCUUACAGCUGUGCAGCUACCCCACAUACGUGCUUCAUAUCCGGAGAGACAGUAAGAGGAAAAGGGAGAGAGAGUGAGACUGGCGUCCCUUGUAUUGUUUUUUUUGUGUGUGUUCAUAUUUUGCUCUGCAGACGCCUGCCUGACAUAUCUGCUCCCGGAUUUCACUUCAACUUUUUUUUGUUGCGGUUUUUGUACUGUUUUCCCUGUCGCAUUCCUCCGUCCUUUAGAGUCUCGGGAAUGAACUGUUUUUCUGCCUUCGUCGUUUCCAUCUCAGCAUGGGAGCUGCCGUGUCCAAAAGGAAGAAUUUAAGAAACGAUGCGAUAUCUUCUGUGGCAGCAAAAGUUAGAGCAGCACGAGCAUUUGGAGAGUACCUGUCCCACACACACCCUGAAAACCGAAACGGAUCAGCCCAUCUUCUGUGUGAAACCUUGGUGGGUCCCGACCCGGAAUCGUCGAGUGACACGAUUGGCCCAAACAACAACAACCAUCCCUGCUCCAACGUCACCAAGAGCUGCAAGGACAACCGAGAGCCCGGCUUGGUGAAACCCCCGCUGAGAGCAGUCCAGCCACCUCCCCCUUCCAUCACCAUCUAUACCAAGCCAACGCGGCUUUCCCUUGAGCGUAGCUUCUCAGCGGAGGAAGACCAGCAGAAGUGUGUAGAGUGCACCCUGCAGCCUGCCCGCGUGUACACCAUCACAACCCAGCGCGGUAUGCUGAUGAGCAGCGGCCGGGGCAGCAAGGAGAGCCUAGAACUGGACGUCCUGAAGGAGAAGUCGGGGAGUGGCGGGGUGGGAUCCAGAGGUGGCUUGAUCCAGCCCUCAACUUCCCCUUCCUCCGCCUCAUCGUCUCCAACCCAGUACCACCAUGCCAGUAGCGGCCGUGGUGUCAGCCAUCACCACCGUGGUAACCAUCCCCACGGGAACCAUCACCACCACACCAUCGCGGGCACCAACGCGCCCUCCAGCAGUGGAGGAAGUGGCGGGGCAAGUGGAAGCAGCAGUAGCAACCAGCAACAGUCUCUGAACGUCGCUGGAUCCCACUCCCAUGUAUCACACCACCACAGCCACCACCAUCACCUGUCUCAGCCCCCGCUGCAGACCUCCGUCAGCGCCCACAACAUCCGCAGCUGGGGCGAGGGUGGAAAAGGGGAGGCAGAGUGCAGCGGGCUGGCAUGUGACUCAUGCAGCGGAGCCCCCUCCCGGAGCCAGGGCUCCCUGGACCUGGAAAGCGCAUCCCGAGAGGCAGGCAAGCAGCACCGACGCCUAGAGCGGAUGUGGAGUGUGGACCGGAUGACUGGGCUGGAGAGAGAGGACACUAACUGGUUCCCCAAGGAAAAUAUGUUCAGCUUUCAAACUGCCACAACAACCAUGCAGGCGAUAUCGGCUUUUCGGGGAUUUGUGCAGAGAAAAAGGAGAGAGAGGGAGCAGAAUUCGGCAGAAGUCAUCCAGAGGAACUUCCGCAAGCAUCUUCGGAUGGUGGGCAGCAGAAGGAUUAAAGCACAGACAUUCGCUGAGCGUAGAUCGAAGAGUUUCAGCCGUUCCUGGAGUGACCCCACCCCUGUCAAGACUGACUCUCCCCAUGAACCCAGAGACAGCGGAGACCUGCAGGCCUCCUGUGGUACUCUGGACGAAGGAGGCCUCGAGGACAAUAUAGACUGGGAGGAGGAGAGAGAGAUGGAGAGGCUGGCCUGUGAAGGAGAUGACUUUGUACCUCCCAAAAUCAUGCUGAUCUCCUCUAAGGUCCCCAAGGCAGAGUACGUUCCCACUAUAAUCCGCAGGGAUGACCCCUCCAUCAUCCCCAUCCUCUAUGACCAUGAGCAUGCAACUUUUGAUGAUAUUUUGGAGGAAAUAGAAAAGAAGCUCACAGCUUACAGGAGAGGCAGCAAGUUCUGGAGGAUGCUCAUCUUUUGUCAGGGAGGCCCUGGUCACCUGUAUUUAUUGAAGAAUAAAGUGGCGACCUUUGCUAAGGUGGAAAAGGAGGAGGACAUGAGCCAAUUCUGGAGGAGGCUUAGUCGCUUUAUGAGUAAAGUCAACCCAGAACCCAACCUUAUCCACAUAAUGGGAUGCUAUGUCCUGGGGAACCCCAAUGGAGAGAAGCUGUUCCAGAAAUUAAAGAAUCUGAUGAGGCCUUAUUCUGUCGAGUUUGAGUCACCGCUGGAGCUGUCUGCACAGGGCAAAGAGAUGAUUGAGAUGUACUUCGACUUCCGCCUCUACCGACUUUGGAAGACACGCCAGCACUCCAAACUCUUGGACUAUGAGGAUUUUUUGUGACGAAGAAAGCAGGACAAUGGGUGCAGCGGAGCCCUCCAGUGCCACGAGGAACCUGUUAAAACUAAUUCCAAUGACUGAACAUCGCUCUACUGCAGUGCUCGACCCCGUCAACUCAAUAUAAACAGUCAUACCUGCUUUCAUGCGGGAGAGGACUGGGAGAGGAGGAAGAGGGAGGACAGGACAUGGAGGCUGAGGACAAAUAAAAGUAUGCUGUGCCUCUGCUCCUCCUCAUUUUCAGAGUAAGGAUCAAAGACUAACAAGGAGGGCAGAAGAAAUGCUUGAAAGAAAAAAUGAGGAAAAAGCAGAGACAAGUAGACUGUUCACGUCUUGGUCACCAACUCUCUUUGCCUCUCGAGUUUGAAAGCAAAAAAGAAUCAAAAAUUUAAAUGUGUAAAAAAGAAAUAUCAUUUUAGUCACACCUCUGUUGUAAGGACAUACUUUUUGAGGCUGAUGUGCUUCAGAAAAAUUGUUGAAACUUAUUCUGUCAUAAUGUGGUUCUGUGUUUUGACUGGACCUCUCAGAUAAUCUCAGACCCCGGAGACAUACAUAUACAUAAAUAACCCAUAUGUUGAUGUGUGUAUAUAUAUAUCACAUGAAUAUAUUAGCAUAGCUUAGUCAUGCAAAUAAUACUCCAUAUGAGAAUAAUGAUGCAUCACUUAUUUUUGAUGUGCAUUGUUGUGCAGUUUCAUAUGGAAAUACUUUGGAAUAACUCAGGUUUUAGCCAUGAAGUAAUUAAUAUGUUUGUCUAUUAUAUCAAGAUAUUGUAAUCUUCAUCGCCAUCACCUGGAAUGAAUGUAUUAUUUCUCUAGAAAUGUAUCUUUGGUCUGAGGAAUUGAGCUUCAUGUUUUGGUAACAAACUAAAAAGUAUAAUCUGCUGAUUUUGUGUGUGGGUGGGGGUGUGUGGGUGUGUUUUCCAUGUUAAAAACAUGCAGAUGUGAUGUGUGUAUUUUUUUCUUUCUGCUUCUCUGUUAAAGCAAAAGUAAUUGUUUAUCACCUUCAUCCCCCAUUUUUUUCUCUCUAUCUGUCACAUACACUCAAAAGACAAAAGACAUUCUUGUAUGAUUCAUGAUGUCAAGAGGGAUGUAACAGCCAUCCAACUGCUCCUACCCCUGUACUGUAAGAGUUGCCCUAAUGGUCCCUCCUGCUCCUUUGCAGAAGGUUCAGGCCACUUAGUCGGCCCCUGUCAACAGUGCCAGCUGCUCUCACUAUCUGCCAAACACUCUUGGCUUCUUUUGAUGGCAGCCAAACGAGCUUCCGCCACCUCUCACUUCACUGGGCUGUUGUCCAGUCUGAGGACCAGAGUUCUGUGAAUUAAACAGAUCUGCCAGGAGUUUAAGCUGUUAACAGCCAUCUGCUGCCCAUACCAGGUGUUAAAAGGCCAGAAAUAUGCACUGAGUGUUUGCCUGUGUCCAAGACUGUCGCACUACGACCUGACCUGUCUCAUAUAGAUUGAAGAUGGUUAAAUGUGGAGAGAAGCAGCGGAGCCUACUGCUGGACAGCAAUCUGAAACAAUGUAAAAGUGCUCACACACACACACACACAAAGGGCUGUGAUGAAAAGAAAUGUUAAGAAAUCUAUAAAUCAGGACAAAAUUAAAGGGGCACUUUUACAAAUGAAGUCAGUUUAUGUCGUUCACUCGUCAUGCCUGUGUAAACAUUUGUAUGAUAUCUUCUUUGGGGGAAGAUUUUUACAGUUAUCUCAGCUUCCACUUGAGACUUCAAACUUAGAACAGAAAGCCUGCUUUAAAAACUGGCAGGGUUAUUAUCAUAAACAGAAACUGAAACAAAAAACAAAAGAUAUCCUUUAAGUUAAACUAAAACUAAAGUGAUUAUAAAACAAGUUGAAAUUUCACAAUAAGGUAUCACAGUUAAUUUAAUGUCAUUUUGCAACACAAGGUUGCACAGUGAGACGAAAGAUGUAGUCCCUUCAUGGAAUACAAUACAUGGAACAUAUACACAAAUAUUUGAAUUAGAAGCAUUUAGUUGUUAAUUUUGUACAUGUAUUUUGUAUGUAUAUGUAGCUACAUACGUCUGCCACGUCAUACCUGGCCCUAACAAAAACAAAAUAAAACUACUGCAACCGAGUGGCAACAAAGGCGUGGAUUACUAAAAACUAAAUAUACAACCUUUCUGAAACUAAAAUGACAUCUAAUAGUCAGAACUAAAAGAAAAGAAAAAAUUAUUGAACAUUGAAAACUGUUAUCACCUUGCAAACUGGUAGCAUGGAGUUUGAAAGAUGCAGAGACAGGGAAAGUGGAAUGAAAGACGCUAUUGUUCUAUGGGAAGUGUAGGAUUCAGGGUUUCUGGGACUUGAAUCAUACUUCAUACUAAGUCAGGAUAUCUAAGCAUUUGUUGCUUUGAUUUUUUGUCUAAAAGCAUCACUAUUUAAUGGUAACACUAAAUCUCUUAGUACUCUUAGUAUUUUUAUGUUUUGGUUUUGUAUUCAGCAGAACAAUAAUCAAAUUUGCCUAAUGUAACAACAACUAAACUUAAACUGAAUUUAACUUAACACUGCUAUCCACUUUUUAUGUUGUCCGUAAGGCAGCAAUCCAAAGAAGCGUCACUAAGUCACACCACUCCACUGCAGUGUCCCACAACGACAUCAGCCCCUGAAUUUCAGCAAACCGUUUGAUUUUGUUGUUCUGUGUUUGCAUAGGUGAUGGCUAAGCAGAAAGUUUGUGCAUGAGGAAAAGAUUUAAUUUAUUUAAUAGAUUUCAGUGGUCCUAGCCCUGCAUAACACACACACACACACACAGUUGUGAAUGUGUUAAUAUUUGGAGCAUUAUGUGCAGACUUUUUUGUGUUAAAGUCAACCAGUCUCACUGGAGUGCUCCCUAUCUCUCUACUAACAGAACUCUGUUUUAAAUUUGCCCCCUCUCUGACAUUGCAGUGCCGGCCUACAGUUUGUCUAGCACAGGCAAGUGCUCUCUCAGCCUGAGUCACGCAGUUUCACUACAAAUCUAAAAUUUAACAGUUACGCAACCUGUAAUAACAUUGAGCCAUUUUAAUUCCAGCAGAAGCAUAAAGCUGCCAAAUUAUCAUAGAUGUUGCCCUCAGCUGCUGGGUUGAACUGAAUAUUUUUAUUUUCAGAUCAGAAACAUGGACAUUGGUUAAUUUAAAGCAAAGCAACGAUGUAAUGGAUUCAGUCAGUUCAUUAGGUGUUGAAAAAAAUCAAUCUCAUAUCCAGUCUAUAAAGAAAUGACCGUGAUAUGAAGAGCAUUCUGACUCAGGAGUUUGAGAGAGCUUUCUUGUUUCCUUCUUCAGCAAAAAAACAUAAACAUAAUUUCACUGGAAAUCUAAUUAAAGAUGCAAAUGUGUCUAUUUGUCGCUGUCAGUCUGUGUUGUACUAUUUGCCUUUUCAUUUCAUUUCCCAUAUUGUGAAAACCAAACAAGAAACAAGCAAGUUGUGGUUUGUCCUUUUGUUUCAUUAAAAUAUUAAGUUAAGCUAAGACAGAGAUACUGCUGUUUGUUAGGAAUGAUUUUAGUAUUACUUUUACUCUGACAAUUAUUUAAAAGAGCAGAUGAAACUCCGCUAUCACUCCUUCAUCACUACUUUUUAUUGCAUGAUUGAACAAAGUUCUGUACUCCAGGAUCCUUGCUCUUU